Puccinia triticina is the source of this 345-nucleotide messenger RNA. RefSeq lists its product as uncharacterized. The coding region runs from base 1 to 345 and encodes 114 amino acids. Lineage: Eukaryota; Fungi; Basidiomycota; Pucciniomycetes; Pucciniales; Pucciniaceae. The record is from RefSeq and is a predicted model, not a curated record. The transcript has a single exon.
AUGCAGACCUCAAGCCACGACCAUACACCACUAAAAGUCUUGCCACGGGCGUCCUCCAAAGACCGUUGCCCGACCAACCAACAACAAUCCACAUCUCGUAACCACGGCUCCGACCACUCAAACACGCCCUCCCCAUUGACAUACGUGCAACCCAAUCAAUACCGUCUAACCCUUUGCUCAUUUCCCCCGAGCCAGCCAGACCCUUCCAGCCUCACCUCGGCCCUUGCAGCAAGCCCUCAAGACCACCUCCCUCCAGCAAGUUUACAGCCCAAUCAAGGCAAAAAUUUUUUUGUAAUGCUCAUUCGCCAUGGCCCCUGCGCCACCUACGCCCCCCGCGCCACCUGA